Molecule: messenger RNA, 1788 nt
Organism: Stomoxys calcitrans (stable fly)
Lineage: Eukaryota; Metazoa; Arthropoda; Insecta; Diptera; Muscidae
Gene: Sou
Product: E3 ubiquitin-protein ligase RMND5A
Exons: 3
Coding region: 232-1548 (438 amino acids)
Biological process (GO): proteasome-mediated ubiquitin-dependent protein catabolic process
Cellular component (GO): nucleus; GID complex; cytoplasm
Molecular function (GO): ubiquitin protein ligase activity; protein binding
Source: RefSeq, a predicted model, not a curated record
ACUGGUGCAUAAAAACAAAAUCUCUUCUCUUCCAUUGUUAAAAGAAAAAAAAAGGAGUUUGCAUAUAUAUUGCGUUAUAAGAUUAAUAAUUUUUGUUCAAAAAUUCAUUUUAAUAAAAAAAAAUUACUAGAGACGGAGAUUGUAACUGGAUUAUAAUUUUCAAAAGAUAUAUACAUACAUAUAGGGAAAAUUUUGGUCUUAUUUCUGAGUAGGGAUUGCGAGCCAGUUACCAUGAGCACCAUAUCUCCUGCAGCGGAAUUGGAGGCCAUUACAGCUGUCGACAAGGAGCUGGAUCGUGUAAUCAAUAAGUUUACUGAGAUACGUGAAAAUGCAGCGGCGGAAAUCAAUGAUGUUGCCUCACUGCUGGAAGAGCUUUUGCAGGUUUUGGCCAGAGCUGAGCAGGAAAUGACGGGAACUAUUAACACCGGCACACAGGUGGAUACCGAUGAUCAUAUGACCGAUGAAGCAGAAAUGCUGGUGGAGAUGGAGCCAGCUUCAACACCCCGCUUGACCGAGAGUCAAAUAUCCAUUAUAACAGAGGCUUUGCAAAAAACCAAUGAGAAAUUACAACGUUUGUCCAGCGAACAUCGUGAAUUGCAUGGUGCCGUCUCUAAAGUGGGCAAAGUUAUAGAUCGCAAUUUUAUUUCGGAUUUCACUGCCACCACCAGAACUGAUGCCUUGCAGGAUGAAGAUAAUAUAAUGCUUUUGAACAAGGUUAUGGCCAAACAUUAUUGCAGGCAGGGCAUGGAUGAUGUGGCACAAUUGUUGAUUAAAGAAUCCAAAAUGCCGGAGGAAAUGGCUCGCGAAGUUUUUGAAUCAGAGCGUAGUUUUGCUGAGAUUUUUCGCAUCUGGAAGGCUAUACAACAGCAUGAUUUAAGCUUGGCCCUGGAGUGGACAUCAAGAUAUUCUAAUGAACUCAUAGCCAAGAAUUCAACAUUGGAAUUUAAGCUACAUCGUUUGGCCUUCUUACAGAUAAUAUCGAAGGGUAUAUCGGCUCAAAGUGAAGCUAUAGCAUAUGCACGCAAUAAUUUUCAUAAGUUUAUUGAUCGCUUUGAGCAGGAAAUACCAAAUUUAAUGGGUUGCUUUAUAUAUUUACCUUCGGGUAUAGAAAACUCACCCUACAAGCAUUUGAUUUCGCCAGAAAUGUGGACUGAGGCUUCGUAUAUAUUUUUGAAAGAUGCAUGUCAUACCUUGGGCAUAAGUAAGAAUUCAGCUUUGUCGGUGGUCAUAAAUGCUGGAUGUACAGCUCUACCAGCUUUGCUCAAUAUAAAACAAGUUAUGCAAUCCCGUCAAGUUCUUAAUAUUUGGAGCGGUCGUGAUGAAUUGCCCAUUGAAAUUGAUUUGGAUCCUGAGUAUCGUUAUCACUCCAUAUUCGCUUGUCCCAUCCUAAGACAACAAACCACAGAGGAAAAUCCACCCAAAAAGUUAACCUGUGGACAUGUCAUAUCCAAUGAUGCUCUACAUAAACUCAGCAAUGGUCACAUACUCAAAUGCCCCUAUUGUCCGGUAGAACAGAAUGCGGAAGAGGCUGUCAGGAUUUAUUUUUAAAUUUUGGUUACCAUAUUCGAUUUGGCGUAUAUACUAAUAACGUAAUAUGUAGACUUAGCCUUUAUUUUAUUAUGUAUUAUUGUAACUUGUAACUGUCACAUUGUUUCUGCUGGAAAAGAUGGAGAGCUUUUACGUGUGUGGAUGGUUGAAUGGAAGGAUGAAUAGAUAAAAAUGAUUGUGUAACGUGUUAAUUACUGUAGGAGAAAUAAAAAUGCCAAUUCUUUUUCUUCUUCGAAGAAA